AUGGAAUCCUCUGGCACAGCAAGGGUCGAGAUCCCAGGCGAUUUUAAUGAGGCUCCCAUAGAGCAUCUUGUUCAACUGAUUGCGGAUAUGCUUGAGCGUUUAAUGGCUCAUAACGAUCGUAUACCUCUAUCGCCUGAAUCUUUGACUCGAUUUCAUUCGAGAACGGCGCCCAGUAUCAGCGUUCUCGACUAUCUGAAACGAAUAGUGAGAUUUACAAACGUCGAGAAAUCAUGUCUUCUCAUCACUUUAUUCAACAUUGAUCAAGCCUGCGCCCGGAUGCCACUAUUCACGCUAUCAUCCUUAACAUGUCAUCGUUUCGUCAUCACGUCCAUCGCCGUCUCCAGCAAAGGCCUCUGCGACGCAUUCUGUCCCAACAAUCUCUAUGCUAAAGUCGGUGGGAUACCCGUAACAGAACUUAACGUUCUAGAAAGAGAGUUUCUCUCAAUGAUCGAUUGGCGACUCAUGUGCACCCGUGAAAUACUGCAGGAGUACUAUGUCAAUCUCGUACGGACUCACAGUGCUGGCACGUUUUAUAUUGCUGGAAGCGACUCUCCUGGCAAUUCCUCGGACAGCGGCGACGAUCUAGAGAUGGACAGUGGCCCCUCGGCUCCUUCUUCACCCACUAUGACACGACAACCACUCCUACGACCUGCUCUCCCUGAACCAACGGCUGUCUUACUUGAACCGGGUGCUGCAUCGCAGGAACCACCUCAACGACCUACAAUCGAGCAGAAUAUGGCGUUUGCUGCCCUUCAACAACAUCAGGACUACAGAAUAGCUACUACUAGUACUGCUACUACAUUUUUUACUUCAUCCAGUUCAAUAGAACGAUCCAACAGACGAAUAUAA
Psilocybe cubensis is the source of this 849-nucleotide messenger RNA. RefSeq lists its product as uncharacterized. The transcript is spliced from 5 exons. Bases 1 to 849 code for a protein of 282 amino acids. Gene Ontology annotation, cellular component: cyclin-dependent protein kinase holoenzyme complex; nucleus. Lineage: Eukaryota; Fungi; Basidiomycota; Agaricomycetes; Agaricales; Agrocybaceae. Gene Ontology annotation, molecular function: cyclin-dependent protein serine/threonine kinase regulator activity; protein kinase binding. The record is from RefSeq and is a predicted model, not a curated record. Gene Ontology annotation, biological process: regulation of cyclin-dependent protein serine/threonine kinase activity.